Messenger RNA from Ostrinia furnacalis (Asian corn borer), 2322 nucleotides. RefSeq names its product NACHT and WD repeat domain-containing protein 2. Bases 1 to 2322 code for a protein of 773 amino acids. The record is from RefSeq and is a predicted model, not a curated record. The transcript is spliced from 17 exons. NCBI's taxonomy places the organism in Eukaryota, Metazoa, Arthropoda, Insecta, Lepidoptera, Crambidae.
AUGGACGACCGCACCAUAGACCUGAUCUUCGCGGGCUCGCUCAAGUUGCUUCCACCGGUCAGCUCGAAGAUCGUGAGGAUCUUCACCAGCUCUACCUUCACAGACACCACGAUGGAGAGGAACACACUGAUGGCCAAGUGCUACCCUCGUAUCAAGGACUACUGCAGGGAGAAACAUGGACUGGAGUUCCAAGUGGUGGACAUGAGAUGGGGUGUCAGAGACGAAGCCACAGACGACCACAUGACCACAGAGCUGUGUAUGAGGGAGAUCAAGAACUGCCAGCGGUUGUCCAUGGGACCCAACUUCGUGGUGUUUCUGGGACAGAAAUAUGGUUACAGGCCCAUACCCACCUACGUCCUCUCAUCCGAACUCCAAAUGCUCCGAGAUGAACUUGCAGCGGGAGGAGUCGACGUCAUCCUCCUCGACACUUGGUACAAAAAGGACUCAAACGCUGUACCUCCGGUGUCAGUUCUGCAGCCCAUCUCAUCUAUACUGAUCAAUUUCAACAACAAGAGAGUACCAAAACUCCAAGCAGAGGACCAGGCAGUCUGGUGGGACACGCUGUGCAAGAUGCAGAAGCUGUUUCGCAAGGCCUCGUCCCAGCUGUACGCUGCUGGCAAGAUGGAUAAAGACGCCAUGCACAACUACUUUAUGUCUGUGACGGAGCGCGAAGUAAUCAACGGGGUGCUCAACGUAAAGAACACCAAGAACCAUUGCUUAGCCUACGUGCGGUACAUCAACAACAUCAACCUUCAAAACCUGAAGAAGGCCAGCAAUUUCGUGGACAUCCUCAACAGGAGUUUGGAUUCGGAGGCAUCUAAGCUGCUGGCAGAUUUGAGAGACGUCAGACUGCCAGAGAAGAUUGAGACGACUAAUAUACAAAAAUACACAGUCGAGUGGAUCGGCCGAGAAGGUCUGGACAACGAAACCCACGGAGAAUACCUCAACCACUUUAUUACCCAUUUCUACAAGAACAUCAUCAAACUUGUAGACCGAGCAAUGCGUAAAGAAGACAGCAGCGCCCAGGGCCAGAUCGUGACGGAGAUCCUUCAGCACCUGCAUGCCUGCAACAACUCCGUCAAGGUGUUCCACGGCAGAGACGACGAUUUGAAGUUCGUGGAGAACUACAUGAAGAACAACUCUGAGAAACCUCUUGUGCUGUAUGGAGAAGGUGGCUGUGGCAAGACCAGUCUUCUCUCCAAGAGCGCAGCCAUGUGCCUGGACACCUGGUUCGCCGACGUCCGCCCUACCAAUAUCAUCAGGUUUCUUGGAACCACUCCAGAUUCCAGUGCUCUGACUCCUACGCUGAUAUCCAUUUGUCAACAGAUAUCAUACAACUUCGCUCUACCCUUCGAGGGGAUCCCAGAUGACUUGGUGCCCCUCACGGCACACUUCAAGCAGUUGCUGACGAUGGCCACACAGCAGCAGCCACUGCUGCUCUUCAUGGAUUCGGUUGACCAGCUGACUGGAAUUGGCACUGAAAAUAACAAAGUAUCGUGGCUUCCAACAAGAUUACCGCCGCAUUGCAAGAUAAUAGUGACCUGUGCUCGCGAGGAGGCCAACCCUGAGGUGUCGAAGGAGUACGAGGUGUUGCGGCGCAUGAUAGACUCCGACGAGAACUUUCUAGAAGUCACGGCACUUGGGGAGGAACUUGCUAUGCAGGUGUUGAAAUUAUGGAUGGCAUCAGCUGCUCGCGACUUGAACAAUUACCAGUGGAGGCUGGUCUCCAACGCCAUCGCCUCUUGUUCUCUGCCCAUCUUCGUCAAGCUGGUUUUUGCUGAGGUAUGCAGAUGGAGAAGCUAUACCAAACCCACGGACACUCAUCUAGCAUCAACUGUUAUGGACUCCAUCAUGAUGCUAUUUGAAAGGAUUGAAAAGCAGCAUGGCCGUCUACUGGUCUUCCACGCUCUGGCGUACAUCACAGCAGCUCGCAGCGGCCUGUCGGAGACAGAACUUGAAGAUCUGAUCAGUUUAGAUGACAAAGUGCUGGAUGAUGUGUACCAGUACCAUCUGCCUCCUGUGAGGAGAAUCCCUCCUUUACUGUGGACCAGAAUCCGCAACGAUCUUCCCAACUACUUGUCUGAGCGCGAAGCAGAUGGGGUCUCCGUGAUGAACUGGUACCACAGGCAGUUCCGCGACACAGCGCGCGAGAGGUACUUCAAGAAUAUGAACAUGGCCAUGUACUUUCACUCCAUGAUCGCUGACUAUUAUCUUGAUCAGGUCAACCUGAUCUUCUGGCUGUUCCGCAACCACAAUUACUUGGCCGACAAGCUGCACGAGCUCAACCCUUGCUGGGGCGACGAAAAAGUCUCGAUUUCAUAA